UGUCAGAUGUCUCCUUAGGACAUGAGUCUUGUUUCUGCUCCAGCGAAGACGGAACUCGACUGUCGGUUUUGUUUUUUCCUCUGGGUACGAGCAGCUGCUUCAGAAUAGAAGCCAUGAGAGUGCUGUGAGCUGACUUGACUAAGAUGAGGUCAUCGGAUUUCAGCCAAUCAUAUCGUACUAAAGGGUGAUACAGGCUUCCGGCCUGAUGCACGACAACACAGUUGCCUUAUAAACAGUGAAGAACGGAGGCUGCUGACUAAAAAGAUACGGUCGCGGUUUCUUGAGCGUCUGUUCCGACCCAAUAAAAUCUGCAGUCACAGCGAUAUGGCAUCUGUUUGCUAACCAGAUCCAUCCUAAACCACUGUUUGUACAAAACACUGAGUGGUGACCUUUCCAACGAAUGACACAGACCCUCAAUAGCAAUGGAAACAGAUUCAGAGGUCAUUCCCAUCUGGCAGAACAAGCCCCAUGGAUCCACACGUAGUGUUGUCAGAAGAAUAGGAUCAACACUCCCGCUUAAACCUCCACAGAGGGCAUGUUUUCAGGAGCUCCCAGGUUUAUCUCUGAGACCUACAGACGGUCCCGUUGUUCCCACAUUGGCAGAUAUAGCAUGGAUUGUAGCAGACGAGGAGGAAACGUACGCCAGAGUGAGGAGUGACGCACGUCCUCUGAAACACGAAUGGCGGCCCACGCCCCUGCUGGUGCUACACAGAAACUCAUCCGUCCCCAACUUCCGUCGUGAGGGCAAGAGGAUGGAGGGACUGAAGAAGCCCGGAGUCACGGCCCUGAAUCGCACCACAGCCCUGCAGGACGAGCUCAGCAGACUACGUGCACAGAUCGCAAAGAUAGUGGCAAAUGAUACGGGCUCCAACCCUCUUACUCCUGAACUCCUCUCUCCUGACGACACAACUAUGAGCUUCUCCAUGGCACCUUUUGAAACAUCGUCCUACCAGCCGGCUGCCAAAGCUGUUGCUUCCUUUGUCAUCAGUGAUGUCACGGAGGAGGAGGAGGAGGAGGAGGAGGAAGAAGAAAUAGCGGAUGAGGAAGAUGAGAAGGAUGUGGUCUCUGUGGUGUCAGAGCUGGUCCCUGACCCUCUACCACCUGUUUCCAUGACAGCAUCAGCAACCUUUGACCUGGACAGACCCAGCAUGGACUUCAGGGAGGCUGAGGAGGACACGGUGUCGUUGUCCAAGUCCACGAGCUUCGCUGACGUUAUGGACAUACUGAAGGAUAUGAACAGGAUGAAGAUGAGCAAAGACAGAUACAACCGGGGCUGUACGUCCUUAAGAGAAGAGGACUCUGCCUCACUGAUUUCAGAAGUUUUAAGGAAAAAGUUUGUGUUGAAGGAAGAAGACACUGCUGCCUUGAACAGAAAGUAGUGCAGGAACAUAAACCUGCCGUUCAAUGUAAGCUAGGGCAAAUAAUCUUUUUUUUUUUUUGGUUGGAUUUAAAAAAAAACAACCUUUUUAUGAUUUUUUUUUUUUCCUGUGCUGUUUUGUUUAUUUUCAAAUCUUUGGAAUAAACCCAUCGGAACUUUACUCCUCUAGACCGAGGCAAUAGUUGUCCAUCACAGAUAAAACAACAUGAAGUGCACAGUGCAGGGUGAGCGAGAACAACCAACUCUUGAUAACAGAAGUGUGUUCUUCCGCCUUAGUUAUGACUGCACUUUUCCCUGAUGGAGAAAAGGCUUUAAAGUUCACUCUCCAUUUG
Cynoglossus semilaevis (tongue sole) is the source of this 1710-nucleotide messenger RNA. RefSeq names its product mitochondrial fission regulator 1-like (gene mtfr1l). Gene Ontology annotation, biological process: mitochondrial fission; aerobic respiration. Bases 423 to 1379 code for a protein of 318 amino acids. Gene Ontology annotation, cellular component: mitochondrion. NCBI's taxonomy places the organism in Eukaryota, Metazoa, Chordata, Actinopteri, Pleuronectiformes, Cynoglossidae. The transcript has 9 exons. The record is from RefSeq and is a predicted model, not a curated record.